Prunus dulcis (almond) is the source of this 1270-nucleotide messenger RNA. RefSeq names its product strigolactone esterase D14. The transcript has 2 exons. Lineage: Eukaryota; Viridiplantae; Streptophyta; Magnoliopsida; Rosales; Rosaceae. The record is from RefSeq and is a predicted model, not a curated record. The coding region runs from base 156 to 1010 and encodes 284 amino acids.
GAGCAAACAAUACCAAACCCAAUUCUUCUAGCUCUCUCAUCAUCCUAAGUCAACAACUCACUCCCUGCCUCUCUCUCUCUCUCUCUCUCUCUCUCUCUCGGUCUUUCUGUCUCUUGAUCAUUCUUGUUGGACUGCAUAAAAAAAACCAGAAAAAAAUGGUGCUAGAAAAGAGCCUUUCAUCAGCCAUAAACACAAAAAUUAUGGGCUCAUCAGGAAGUGAAGAAACCAUAGUUCUAGCUCAUGGGUAUGGAGGAGACCAGUCUGUGUGGGACAAAAUCGUCCCCUACUUGGCUGAGCAUUACCGAGUUGUUGUUUUUGACUGGCCUUUCUCAGGUGCUGUUAACAACAAGGACCUCUUUGAUCCUAGCAAAUAUUCUUCCUAUGAUGCUUUUGCAAAUGAUUUAAUUGCCCUCUUGGAUGAGCUCAACUUGAAAUCCACUGUCUUUGUUGGCCACUCCAUGUCUGGUAUGAUUGGAUGCAUUGCUUCCAUUAACAGACCUGACCUCUUCAAGACCCUCAUCCUCAUUGGAGCUUCUCCUAGGUACAUAAAUACAGAAGACUAUGAAGGUGGGUUGGAGAUGUCAGAUAUUACACAAAUCAUCUCAGCCAUAGAAUCCAACUAUCACAACUGGGCUGCCUACUUCGCUUCCCUUGCUGUGGACGCAAAUGACCCUCUCUCUGUCGACAAGUUUGUCAAGUGCCUGCGCAGAAUGAGGCCUGAAGUUGCGCUGGCCUUGGCCAAAACCGUCUUUUACAGCGACCAGAGAGACGUUCUUGACCAGGUUUCAACUCCAUGCACCAUCAUCAACACCUCCUCUGACAUUGUUGCUCCAAACUCGGUCGCCUUCUACAUGCAGAAGAAAAUCAAGGGAAAGUCCACUGUGGAGAUUAUAAACACCAAUGGCCAUUUCCCACAGUUGACUGCCCACCUUGAGCUUCUUGAUGUGCUGGGAAAAGUCUUGGGCCUUAAAUUUGAUCAUCAAGAUCCAGAUAUCGUUGGGGUGAAUUAAUUAGUUAGUUUUUAGUUUGCCCUUUGUUUAAUUAGGAGCUUAAUUAGGAGCUAUAUAGCUAGAAUAAUUAUAUGGUGGAAGCGACAAGACAUGGGUAUCUGUGGCAAUCGGUUAAUUACUCAAGUAGAUAAGAGUAUUCACUUUUACACUGAAAAUCCGAUGUUUUCUUCGCCUCUUCCCUAAUAUCAUUUGUGCUUCAUACCAUUCCAUGUUUGACAUGUACAAUAUUGUGUUUGGUUAUGUGUAGUAUAUAUUAGUUU